This is a messenger RNA of Mizuhopecten yessoensis (Yesso scallop), 5897 nucleotides long. RefSeq names its product tripartite motif-containing protein 3-like. Gene Ontology annotation, biological process: proteasome-mediated ubiquitin-dependent protein catabolic process; negative regulation of translation; protein polyubiquitination. The transcript is spliced from 4 exons. The coding region runs from base 304 to 1332 and encodes 342 amino acids. Gene Ontology annotation, molecular function: translation repressor activity; protein binding; ubiquitin protein ligase activity. The record is from RefSeq and is a predicted model, not a curated record. NCBI's taxonomy places the organism in Eukaryota, Metazoa, Mollusca, Bivalvia, Pectinida, Pectinidae.
UACGGAUGUCUUUCGGCUGCAAAGGCAUGAACACUGGGGCAUAAAUAAAAGGGCUAUAUGCACAAGCAACGGAGGAUGGGUGAUAUCGACAGUACAGUUGUAUUUGUACACGCAGGGAAGUGAACGUAACGUGGACUACGUCCGGCUGGGAAGGAUACCGUUCACCUAACAAACACCUAUUCCGUUCCGUACUCAAACUCAAGAUGAUAAAAGUGACCCAUAGUUUUGGCUCAAAGUCACAGCGACCAAAAUUUCUUACUCCUUCAAACGACUUCUUCUGACGAACCCUAACUACCGCUAGUUAUGAGACUGGAUACCUUAGUUGUCCCGACUCCAUCAAAAACGGCUUCAUGUUUGAGAGACAACCCCUUUGCCUCCCAGAUGAUGCAUCUCCUCCGGGAAACAAUUUCCUCCUAUACGCAGGACCGGAAACUAGCCAUGGAGAAUCAGAAAUUGAUUCGCCGCAUUGGCAAACGGGGCCGGGGCCGCUGCCAAUUCAACAACCCUGGCGGCAUAUGCGUUACAAAAUCAGGCGAUAUCGUCAUAGCUGAUACUGACAAUCACCGGAUACAGGUUUUCACAAGUGAAGGAAUCUUUAAAUCAAAUUUCGGGACCCGCGGAUGCAAAGUGGACCAGAUCAAUUUUCCUAUGUGUGUUGCCAUGACAACAGACGGACAUGUGGCCUUAACAGACAGUGUAAACGCAUGCGUGAAGAUAUUUUCUCUCCAGGGUCAGCUAGUGCAGAUGAUUGGGGACAACGAGAUUUUCGAUAUCCCGUAUGGCCUUGAUAUUUCUAAGGAUGGCGACCUCGCCGUUACAGACAUCUGUAAACACUGUGUGACGGUAUUCCGGAAGGAUGGAUCCGUCAUUCACGGGUUUGGAGAGUACGGAAAUGAUCACUAUGAGUUCGAUUAUCCGUAUUUCGUGUGCUUCGACAAAGACAAACACAUCAUCGUAUCUGAUUCCGGGAACAGCUGCAUCAAAAUAUUCUCGUUCGAAGGAAGAGGUUUAAGAACUUUUAAACAAAAUGAUUUUAAACUCAUGAAUGAAAGUUUUGUGUCAUUACAGGGAAUGUGUGUGGACGCGGAUGGAAACAUCCUUGUGAUAUGUAAUUCGACUGUGUAUCUGCUAGCGCGGAACGGGCGGUUAUGGGAGGUCCUGACGUCAAAGGACGGGCUGACCAAUCCUAGGUGUUUGGCGUUUGCAGCCCCCGGACGAUUAGUCCUGACAAACUACGACACGGAUAAAAAGCACGAGAUUUGCAUCUAUAAAUACCACUAUGAUGAUUACAAGUCGGUCAACUCAGUGCAGUUCUAUGCAAUUAAUGUUUGAAGAAUAUUUUUCUCAUUGUGUUCUUACCAUGGUUACGGGAGAGAGAGAGCCAGUGUGUUGGCGAAUGUCUUCCAAUGACGCGCGGUAUCACUGGCCCCUAUACCGGAAGUGCAUGCUGGUAAAGUCAUCCACGGGAUAUCAAAGGAUCAAUUUAAGUUAUAUGGACAUAAUCACAAUGAUGUUCUAAAUAAACUGUACUGAUCCUUGUUGUGUCAAUUUGCAUGAGUGUGCAACUUUGGUGCAAAGUUAUAUGUUUUGUAUCUCACAAUCUACUGCUAAAACAGUUUUUGCCAUUUCAUGUGCACAGAAGUGAUGCUUUCAUUGAAGCAGGUAGAACCAAUGUUGCUUUUUAACUUUGUAAUACGAUGGACAAGCGCAUCCAUGACAGAUUUACUUCCGGUAUACGGCCCAGUGAAAUUAUCGCUGUUCGUUUUACCCCAAUUUAAAAAUGGACUCAAUAACUCUACCGAUCAGACAAGUCCACUUUUAAUAAUAGGGGGUUAGAAUGGUUAUGUCAAUCAAACAAAAACACAUUUGAUACACUUGGACUUACGACACAUGUGCACGCGCUUUUGAACGGGAGUGGUACGCCGUGGCUUACUAUGCAUUCAGUGAUACAAUGCAUGUAGCUAGUAAUUUGCAUGUAGCUAGAAAGGUAGUCGAGGGCGUGAGUGUGCGAAUGUUUGGUGAGCAUUUCAAUCGAUAAGCUAAAUAUCUAUCUGUUCAUACUAAGAUAUUUCACCAUAAAUAAGAUACAAAGUUACCAUACCAUUACAAGGUAUUCUUUGAGCGGUCAAUAUUUCAUUCAAACCACCAUAAAACUCUAGUUGAUAAGAACCCGUACCCUCCCCUUAUUAUUUACAAUACAUCGAACCCUUAUUCUGAUGAAACAUAAUAGACUCGUUCUGUUUCUUGCUAACUUUUUUAUCAUUCCUGAUUAUUUAUUUAAUAUACAAUAUGCAAUACUGUGUUACUUAUUCCUAAAAUUAAAAAACCCCAACGAAAAUAGCCUAUCUUAAAGAACAACGUUUGAUAUGAAAUUCCUUCAUAAACAUUACGAUUAUUUAUUUUUUCAUUUAAAGUAACAAAAAAUACUUUUUUAGAACAGCAAUCUUUACAUAAUACUAUCCCAAUUAUUUUACGGAACGAACGUUCAUCUUCAAGGACACAAUGGACAAAACACCCAUCUACAAGGUCCAUACUCAUCUCUCCAAACAAACACACAAUGGACCAGACAUUCAUUUUCAAGGUCCAUAUUCUACUCUCCAAAGAAACACACAAUGGACCAGACAUUCAUCUUCAAGAUCCAUAUUCUACUCUCCAAACAAACACACAAUAUACCAGACAUUCAUACUCAUCUUUCCAAACAAACACAUAAUGGACCAGACAUUCAUCUACAAGGUCCAUAUUUUACUCUUCGACAAACACACAAUGGACCAGGCAUUCAUCUACAAGGUCCAUACUCUACUCUCCAAACAAACACACAAUAAACCAGACAUUCAUCUACCAAGUCCCUAUUCAACUCUCCAAACAAACAAACAAUGAACCAGACAUUCAUCUACAAGGCCCAUAUUUUACUCUCCAAACAAACAGGCAAUGGACCAGACAUUCAUCUUCAAGGUCCAUAAUCUUCUCUCCAAACAAACGCACAAUGGACCAGACAUUCAUCUAUAAAGUCCCUAUUCAACUCUCCAAACAAACAAACAAUGAACCAGACUUUCAUCUACAAGGCCCAUAUUUUACUCUCCAAACAAACAGGCAAUGGACCAGACAUUCAUCUUCAAGGUCCAAAUUCUACUCUCCAAACAGACACAAAAUGGACCAGACAUGCAUCUACCAAGUCCCUAUUCAACUCUCCAAACAAACAAACAAUGAACCAGACAUUCAUCUACAAGGCCCAUAUUUUACUCUCCAAACAAACAGGCAAUGGACCAGACAUUCAUGUUCAAGGUCAAUAAUCUUCUCUCCAAACAAACGCACAAUGUACCAGACAUUCAUCUACCAAGUCCCUAUUCAACUCUCCAAACAAACAAACAACGAACCAGACAUUCAUCUACAAGGCCCAUAUUCUACUCUCCAAACAAACACACAAUGGACCAGACAUUCAUCAAAAAGGCCCAUAUUCUACUCUCCAAACAAACACACAAUGGACCAGACCUUCAUCUACAAGGCCCAUAUUCUACUCUCCAAACAAACACACAAUGGGCUAAACAUUCUUCUACAAUGUCCCUAUGACAAACACGUGACUCUAUUUAACAUCACUUAACGUACAUAUUUAGUGGUUAAUAUCUAGCUGUUAUCUAUAUAUAUCUCUAGUGCUAUAUCAUGUUUUAUCGAACUUCGAAAUUGUCACCGUGCCUCGAAAAUAUUCUUUCGCCAAUAUAAAUCACUUGAUUAACACUUACAAAUAUGGACCGAAUUGAUGACAGAUGAUUUUAAUUAUAACUAUAUUUAAUGAAAUCUAGUAAUGAAAUAAAAAGAACACGUUUCAGUGCAAUUCUAGUCUACAAAGGUUAUCACACGAACGCGAAAGAGUAAUUACUGAAGAAACAAAAUGUGAGAAUGUGAACCUAUAGAAUUACUCCAUUCCACCACGCUGUUGUUUUGUCUUACGAAUUGUCGGGGAAUAAAAAAACCAGUUCUCAAUGGCACAAACAAUAACGUAUGAUAACUGUGCGAACGAAGGAAGUCGAAAAGUAUCGAUUGACGGGCUUUUUGUACUCCAUGACGUCAAUGUGUAGGCGUAAAAGGCUCUGCCAAUCAGCAUUGCUGUAUCAACGUAGUGUUCGGUUUCAAAUCAGAUCAAGACAAGCAGCGUGGGCGAGACUUUAUGGUAAUAGGACUGUAGUGUUCUCCGAUGAAACAUUAUCUAUACCCUCUGUUUACAGUUAUAACGAAUGUUUGGAUAAAUUCAAAAUUUUAUCGUGAAAUAAUCCUCCAGAGAUUUUGAGCGAUAAAGUAUUUGUUAUCUAUCUUUAAUAACACUUUUGUACACCAGUAGUGGUAGGGAGUUUUGCCUUCGAAGCUUGUGUCAUGUGUAACCUCGAUCAAUACAAGCGUUCGUUCUAAGCAAAUGGAGAACCCGUAGUCACAAUUUUCUAUUUGUGAUCGAAAUGUAUUUCCUUAUCGAUCGAUCUAUGCAAUAAAGAAACACAGCAUAUGUCACAUAAACAAAUCCACAGAUAAAUAAUAAUGAACCAUCCGAUGAAUUAUUUACAAGCUUUAUUAGUACACUGUUUCCAGUCGUCAGUCAUGUGUGACAGGUCACAACAAUGACACGGCUUAUCCCUGACCAACCAACAGCACCUCAACUAGUACCUCUACAGUAACUAACGCCACCUCCUUCACUAGAACUACAAUCUACCUCUGUCACAACAAACACCAUCUCCAUCAUCAACAACCAAUACAACUUCCGUCACCACAACAACCAACACUACUUCUGUCACCACAACAACCAACACUACUUCUGUCACCACAGCAACCAACACUACUUCUGUCACCACAGCAACCAACACUACUUCUGUCACCACAGCAACCAACACUACUUCUGUCACCACAGCAACUAACCCCACUUCUGUCACCACAGCAACCGACACCAAUUUUGUCCCCACAGCAGCCAACCCACCUCCGUUACCACAAUAACCAACACCAUAUCCUGUCCCCACAACCGCCACCGCCCCUUCUGGCAUCAUUGUUACAAACAUCACCUGCAUCCACCAAUAAACUAUUCCACUUCCGUCAUCACAGUACAAAAUAUCUGUUACCACAGAAACAAGCAAUGCAUUUAUAACUACAGAAACCAACACCACCUUUGUAACUACAGAAACCAACAACGCAUUUGUAACUACAGAAACCAACACCACCUUUGUAACUACAGAAAUCAACAAUGCAUUUAUAACUACAGAAACCAACACCACCUUUGUAACUACAGAAAUCAACAACGCAUUUAUAACUACAGAAACCACCACCUUUGUAACUACAGAAAUCAACAACGCAUUUGUAACUACAGAAACCAACACCACCUUUGUAACUACAGAAAUCAACAACGCAUUUAUGACUACAGAAACCACCACCUUUGUAACUACAGAAAUCAUCAACGCAUUUGUAACUACAGAAACAACACCACCUAUGUAACUACAGAAAUCAACAAUGCAUUUAUAACUACAGAAACCAACACCCCCUUUGUAACUACAGAAAUCAACAACGCAUUUAUAACUACAGAAACCACCACAGUUGUAACUACAGAAAUCAACAACGCAUUUGUAACUACAGAAACAACACCACCUAUGUAACUACAGAAAUCAACAAUGCAUUUAUAACUACAGAAACCAACACCCCCUUUGUAACUACAGAAAUCAACAACGCAUUUGUAACUACAGAAACCAACACCACCUUUAUAACUACAGAAACCAACAAUACAUUUGUACCUCCAGAAACCAACAAUACAUUUGUACCUAAAGAAACCAACAAUACAUUUGUACCUACAGAAACCACCAAUACAUUUGUACCUACAGAAACCAACAAUACAUAUGUAACUUCAGAAACAAACACCACCUUUAUAACUA